GAUUCGGCAAAAUGACACAUUAGGAUUACAAUAGCCGUUCCGUUGACAUUGUUCUAUUGGGUUUACUAAUUUUAUCUUUUGGGGUCAACAAAAACAAAUUCAAGUAGAGCCAAAAAUUGAAGAAGAGAUAAAAAUGAAUUUUUUUCCAAUUACUUUUGUGUUCUUAUUGCUGUCAAUAUAUCAGAAUGAGUGUAAAAGACAUCGCAUUGUUGGUGGUAAACAAGCACAUCUUGGACAAUUCCCCGCAAUUGUUGCAAUAAAGUCCAAAAGUUUUAAGAUAACUUUUUGUGGCGGAAGCCUGAUUGAUCUGGACCAUGUUUUGUCUGCUGCACAUUGCUUUCUCGAAUUCACUAACCCGGAGGAUAUCCAGGUAAUCGGCGGCGAUAUCUAUGUUGACGAGAAGUCGAGCGUUUCAAGGCAAGAAGUUAGCAUAACAUCUAUUCAUCCACACGAGAAAUAUAAUAAAGGUACUUUUGAGUACGACUACGCAAUUUUAGAGCUGGAGAAAAAUGUUGAAGAGACUCCUAAUUUCCACCCAAUUGAACUUACGGAAACUAGACCGGGAGACGGCACUCAGUGCCAAGUUGCUGGUUGGGGAUCGACCGAUGAGACACACCUCGCUGGUUCUCCAGUAUUGUUGUUUGCGGUGUUAAAAAUAUAUGAUGACUCCCAAUGCAAGGAGAUGCCCUUUGAGGUGAAAAGUGAGACAAUGUUAUGUGCGGGAAAUAUGAAUGGUGGAAUUGACUCGUGUAUGGGUGACUCUGGUGGACCUCUUAUAUGUGAUGACAAACUUGCUGGCAUCGUUUCAUUCGGAAAAGGCUGCGCAAGACCUAAAUUACUUGGUAUUUACUCUGAUGUGGCUUUUGUUCUGGAUUGGAUCAAAGCGCACACGAAUACAAAAAUCCAACGACGAUCAGGGGGUGAAGCGGUAGAUCCACCGAAGAUAUUCAGAAGACCCGACAGGAUCUUUAUGGCUGCGUAUUUAAUCCGACAUCUGAACUUGUUAUGAAAAAUGGAAUGCAAAUUUUAGUUCCAGAUCUUAGGUGAAAACAAAUUUAUUGUAGAUUGUAUAAAUAGUUCAUAUUGUAAAUUUUCAAAUCCGAAAAUGUUGUCUACUUCAAAAAAGUCGUAAUAAAAUCGUUGCAAGAAAUAA
Hermetia illucens (black soldier fly) is the source of this 1153-nucleotide messenger RNA. Its product is annotated as trypsin alpha-3-like. Gene Ontology annotation, molecular function: serine-type endopeptidase activity. Bases 134 to 1009 code for a protein of 291 amino acids. NCBI's taxonomy places the organism in Eukaryota, Metazoa, Arthropoda, Insecta, Diptera, Stratiomyidae. The transcript is spliced from 7 exons. The record is from RefSeq and is a predicted model, not a curated record. Gene Ontology annotation, biological process: proteolysis.